AAUUGUGAAAUUAUUAAAGUUGACUACUACAAGUGCUAAAGCUGACUACUAAUGAUUUUUGUUCAAAACCAUAUGCAGAGACUUUAUAGUUUGGGUGCCAGGAAAGUAAUAGUGGUGAAUGUUGGGCCUAUUGGGUGUAUCCCCUACCAAAGGGCUAUAAAUCCAUCGGCUGGAGAUAACUGCGUAAAUUUCCCAAAUGGGCUUGCGCAAUUAUACAACACCCAAUUGAGAGGGCUUGUGAGUGAACUCAGUUCCAAACUUACUGGAUCAAAGUUUGUCUAUGCAGAUGCCUACGGAAUAGUCCAAGACAUCAUUCAGAAUUAUUCAUCUUAUGGAUUUGAGAAUGCAAAUUCAGCUUGCUGUUCUGGUGGUGGAAGAUUUGGGGAAAUAAUUCCAUGUGGUCCUUCAUCUAAAAUAUGUGCAAAUAGAAGCAAGUAUGUGUUCUGUGAUCCAUACCAUCCAACUGAUGCAGCUAAUAUCAUCAUAGCAAAACGCCUACUGGACGGAAACUCUCCUGAUAUUUGGCCUAUGAAUGUCAGGCAGCUCUUUGCAUCCUCCUAAUUUCAAAAUGCCUACGUUAUUUUGUUUCUUUAUCUUCAUAGGGAAUUAAACAUUUAUACAGAG
This is a messenger RNA of Nicotiana tabacum (common tobacco), 624 nucleotides long. RefSeq names its product GDSL esterase/lipase At4g16230. Gene Ontology annotation, molecular function: hydrolase activity, acting on ester bonds. Lineage: Eukaryota; Viridiplantae; Streptophyta; Magnoliopsida; Solanales; Solanaceae. The record is from RefSeq and is a predicted model, not a curated record.